Messenger RNA from Notodromas monacha, 717 nucleotides. The record is from the annotation of a GenBank genome assembly. NCBI's taxonomy places the organism in Eukaryota, Metazoa, Arthropoda, Ostracoda, Podocopida, Cyprididae.
AUGAAUGUUGCACCCACGCUCGAACCCACCAGGUGUAGGAACCAAGAGUACUCGUCCAUAAUGCCCGGACAGCCAUUUCGCCGCAAGGACAAAUUGCACGAGGUGGUCGUGGAGUUUGAAGCCUUUCUUUUGGACUACAUGAAGCCGAAUGACGAAUUGUGGGUGCACUCCACGCUGAAAGCUUGCACCGAGGCUGUUGAUUGUUUGCCAGAAUUUUGCCUGGACCUGUUCCAACCGUCCGGACACGGACGAAGACGCAGGAGUUUGUUGACAAACGACUCGAGCCUGACCAGAAACGACACCGAGGAUCCCUGGAGCUGGUUGGACCUGGACCCCAGCAUUAUCCAGAAACACGUUCCGGCUGAUUUGUGGACCCCGGAAUUCGAGGAACAAUUGAUGUCGGCGAAGCGAAUGUUUCAAAACAAAACGGCGGAACGGGACCGACGAGGACCCAGCAAGGACAUUGGGCAAAACAUCGGGGUUCGAGUGAUUUUGCCGGGAGACGAAUAUUACCACUCGCAGUCCAUCAUUCCUCUGACCUGCGACACGUACCUCGUGGUGGCGGCCAUCAUGGGCGCCAUGUUGCUGUUGUCAGCAAUCAUCAUGUGCUACUUGGCAACCAGACUCAGUCGCUUGCGAACAAAACGCGAAGUCGCUUCUUUGGACAAGUCCUUGCAUUUCCACAGGACCUCUUAUGACACUGGCUGCCCCGGUUAA